UGCGCAGUGCGACGGGCUCCACCUCCUGGUUUGUGUGUGGCUUUACUGUUGUAGAAGGAGAGGAGGGAGCAAACUAAGGAUUUCAGUACAUUUUUUAUAUAUAUAAAACGCGAGUCGUUUCUGCUGGUUAGUGAGACUCUGGAAGAAGAAGAAGAAGAAGAAGGAGAGCGACAGGAGUGAAGGGCAAAAAGAAGACAAGAAAAAGGAGGAGGAGGACUGGGAGGAGAAAAUUGGGGACAGUGGAAAAUGCUGCGGAUUUGACCAAAAGAUGUCUGGCGUCACCAUGGAAGCGAGCUCCAUCCUCCCCAUCCUAAAAAAGAAGCUGGCCUUCCUCUCAGGAGGCAAGGACCGGCGCAGUGGUCUGAUCCUGACCAUCCCCCUCAACUCGGACCAGACCAGCAUGGAGGAACUUAGCGCCACUCUGGACUACUUGCUCAGCAUCCCCAGUGACAAGUGCAAGGCUCGGGGUUUCACUGUGAUCGUGGACGGCCGGCGGUCUCAGUGGAACAUCGUGAAGACGGUGGUCCUCAUGCUGCAGAACGUCAUCCCAGCCGAGGUGUCGCUGGUCUGUGUGGUGAAGCCUGAUGAAUUCUGGGAUAAGAAGGUCACCCACUUCUGUUUCUGGAAGGAGAAAGAUCGCCUGGGCUUUGAGGUGAUCCUGGUUUCGGCCAAUAAGCUCACUCGCUACAUCGAACCGUGCCAGCUGACGGACGAUUUCGGAGGAAGUCUGGACUACGACCACAGCGACUGGCUCAACAAGAGGCUGGUUUUUGAGAAGUUCACAAUGGAGUCGACGUCUCUUCUGGACGAGCUAACGAUCAUUAACGACAGUGAGAAGAGCGCCUCGGUGGACAAAGACAAAUCUACUGAUGGAGCUCUCUUGCCAUCCUUUGAUCCUGAAACUGUCCUCCAGACUGGUCACGAGCUGCUGUCGGAGCUGCAGCAGCGCCGCUUCAACGGCUCAGAGGGAGGAGGAGGAGGGCAGGCAGCUCCAGCUUGGUGCCCCAUGGAGGAGGAGCUGCUGGCUCAGCCUCAGGUGACGAAGCUGCUGGACUCGCUCAGGGAGCAGUACACCAAGUACCAGGAGCUGUGCAGGCAGCGGAACAAGAGAGCGCAGCUGGACGAGAUCCACACCAAGGUCAUGCAGGUGGUGAACUGGCUGCAGGGUCCCGGUUCAGAGCUGCUGAAGACUCAACAAACGAUCGGCGACUCGAUGCGAGCGGCGCAGGCUCUGCAGCAGAAACACGAAGAGAUCGAGAGUCAGCACAGUGAGUGGUUCGCGGUGUACGUGGAGCUGAACCAACAGAUCGCUGCCCUGCUCAGCGCCGGUGAAGAGGAGGAGGUGGUGGAGCUGAAGGCGCUGCAGCAGCAGCUGAGCGACGUCUGCUACAGCCAGGCGUCCCAGCUGGAGACGCGCCAGAACGUCCUGCAGGCGGCGCACGCCUUCCACAGCACCACGCAGGAGUUGUCUCAGCAGCUGGACGGCCUCCUGGGCAUGCUCUGUGCCGACGUGUCCCCCGCCGACGGGGCGUCCAUUCAGCAAAACCUCAAACUGCUGGAGGAGAAACUGCAGACUGUUGAAGCAGGCCUGUCCUCGCUCCGUCAGAAGGGGACGCUGGUGCUGGAGCAGAUGUGCGGCCAGGCAUCGUGGGCUCUGGAGGAGGCGGAGAGCCCGCCCGGAGAGCAGCAGGACAACGUCCAGCACGUUCAGGCUGUGAUGGAGGAGAUGGAGCUCCGCAAGCAGAGGUGUGAGGACAUGGUGGAUGUGAGGAGGCUGAAGAUGCUGCAGAUGGUUCAGCUGUUUAAAUGUGAAGAAGAUGCUCUGCAGGCGGUCGAGUGGCUCGGUGAGCUGUUGGACGCCUUGUUGAAGACACAUGUCAGGCUGGGAGACGACUCCCAGGAGACACGGACCAUGUUGGACAAACACAAGAAGUUUGUGGAUGUGGCUCAGAGCACAUACGAUUACGGCCGCCAGCUUCUGCAGGCGACCGUGGUCCUCUGUCAGUCGCUGCGCUGCACGACGCGCUCGUCCGGCGACACUCUGCCACGACUCAACCGGGUGUGGAAGCAGUUCACCGUCAGUGCCGACGAGAGGCAGCAGCGGCUGGAGCUGGCCCUGAACUUCCACACCGCCGCGGAGAGGGUGCUGCAGCAGGAGCGUGUGGAGGUGGAGUCUCUGGAUGAAGUCGACUCUUCAGGGAGAACUCUGCUGGACAGACUCACUUUGCCCAUCAUCUUCCCUGACGGGAGCGAGCAGUUCUUUGGGAGUCCCAGCGACACGGCAGCCACGGCGGAGGGGGUUCGAGAGCGCCUCCUGCUGAUCGAAGAGCGGCGGCUGCAGCUGCAGGAGGCCAGGCUUCUCAACAACGAGGACGAGGAGCAGGAGCAGGAAGCCGUCAACGGCCUGGAGGGGAGGCUGGAUGUGAUCGGGGAGGAACUGAGCGAGAAAGAGGAGCAGGACGAGGAGGAGAAGGAGGCGGAGCAUCAGGACGAAGACUCGGAGCGAGCCACGCAGGACCGCUAGCGGACGCCCGACGUCAAACCGAGCAGCCUUAAUGAAGCUUGUCGGUGAGGGGCUGCUGACGUCUGGAGCGCUUCUCUCCCGAGGCAUGAAGCGUCUUCGUGUUCCCGCUGCAAAAUAAAGUCUGCAUUUUUCUGACCGUUUCUGUAAAUUAAAACCUCUCCUCAGCAUCACUGCAUAACCUCUCGUGGAAGCGGAGAAACAUGAAGGGCCGUUCUCCUCGGUCGCUCUUUCACUCUUUGCGACAGAAACUGAGGACUUGUGUCGUUUCUCUGAUAUCGGUGGUUGUAAACAGUAAAAAGAGUGAAAACUGGAAUAAUUGCAGCUCAUCUUUCUGCUCUGUGGAGGAGAAUCGUUGUUUAAGGUCCUCCUAACGCCACUGCUGCCUCCUCCUCAUUUACAACUGGAGCAAAUCUUCCAUGGUGCUUAACCCGUCUUCUUGUUGCUCUCUGGGUCUUUCUAAUGUCCUUUUUUUUUCUCCAGAUUUCAGAAAAGAAGCCAUCAUGGUUGGAGUCCUUUAAGCUGAGCAUCAUUCUGCUUUUAGGACUCUUUUAUAGCAGCUAGGUUACCUAAUUUGAUGGCAAGUCUCAGAGAAUUUCAAGAGAAAAAAAAGAGCAAUGUUCAGUCAGCUGAAGGGAAACAUUUACACUUUUGACAAUAUCUGUAGUCUGUUUGCUUUUCAGCAUCUAAGAAAGUACAGUGUCCAAAUCAAGCAUUCAUUCAAAGAGAGCAGUUUGUGUGUAAACAAGUGAUGUCAAGGCUUCACAGCAGCAGGCCAGAAACUGGCGAUUUUCACUAAAACUCUAUCAUCACUUAUUUACUCUUAAACUAAGCCAACAACGCUUAAAUGAAUUAAAACUACAAGUUUAAAUCUGAAAUAUCAGCAGUAAUUAAAACCAUGUUCCAUCCAGCUGUUCGUUUUCUGAAUCUCUGUGGUUUUAAAUAUAAAGAUUUUUCAGAAGAAUUGGAGUCGUUCUCGUUGUUGGCCAAAACCUAAAAUGUAAAGACAUCUUAUGUGGUAGAAAUCUAAGCAGAUGUAUGCAGUGGAUCCCGUUUUCUGCUCACAUACUUUUACUUUAAGAACCAGCUUUAAUGUGGUUGAGUCGGUGAGGUUUCUGUCACUCAGAUCAAUUCUUGAGUUGCAGUAUAAAGUGCACAAUAUUUUUAAGUGGAUUCUGCUCAGCAUGUGUCUAACUUUCAGCUGGACUUGGAGAGGAUGUUUCCUUCUGAAGGCUUCUGUGGGUUUUUACAGUUCUAUAGCAGCAGACAGUCUCCACCUACGUUCCUGCUUCUGAAACAGUAUCUACAUAUAAAGCAGUUCAAAUGUUACUGCAGACUGCGUGGGGAAACUGAUGCGUUUGUUCGUGAUAUCAGAUGCAGACAUGCAACCUCUGAAAAAGGUCAAAUUCCUUCUAUUUAUUUGAUAUGUUUUAAGUUCAACAUUUGUCGUUCCUGGUUAGUCUUUUCUUAGGAACUGCUGCUGUAAGUGUGUCUGCUAAACGCCGUCUUUACCGUCCAAUGGCAAAAACCACAACAUCCUCCUCUAAAUAAAGUAUAUGAGAAACUUA
Poecilia latipinna (sailfin molly) is the source of this 4089-nucleotide messenger RNA. RefSeq names its product SEC14 and spectrin domains 1 (gene sestd1). Lineage: Eukaryota; Metazoa; Chordata; Actinopteri; Cyprinodontiformes; Poeciliidae. Gene Ontology annotation, molecular function: phosphatidylinositol-3,4-bisphosphate binding; phosphatidylinositol-4,5-bisphosphate binding; phosphatidylinositol-5-phosphate binding. The coding region runs from base 269 to 2524 and encodes 751 amino acids. The transcript is spliced from 19 exons. The record is from RefSeq and is a predicted model, not a curated record.